CGUCACGGUCACGCUGGUCACACUGAUUCGAGUGAUUCGCGAAUAAAUUUUUUUCUUUCAAUUUUAAUUCUGUGUUAAUUACUGGAAUUGCAAAAAACCCAUUAAAUAAACAGACAGCCAGUGAAAAGCGUGCGAUGAGCGAGACCAUUAACACCGCGGCGCAGUUUCCGUCCUUCGAGAAGCCGACCGUGCAGUUCAACGAGCGAGGCUGGGGACCAUGCGAGCUGCCGGACACGUUUAAGGAUGUACCAUACCAGCCGUUCAGCAAGAACGAUCGCCUGGGCAAGAUCUGCGACUGGACGAGCACCUCGAACAACGACAAGAAGUACCAGAACAAGUACGCCUCGAGCUUCGGCACUGGCAACCAGUACUCGUACUACCAUGAGGAGGACGAGACCACGUUCCACCUGGUCGACACGGCUCGCGUGCAGAAGCCGCCUCACCAGCGCGGCCGUUUCCGCAACAUGCGCGGACGCGGUGGUCGCGGACGCAAUCCCCGCGGCGGCCUGAACAACCACCACCACCACGGCAUGACAACGCUCAAUGGCAAGAAUGUGAAGGCUCGCGAUACUCGUCGCGGCAUGGGCAAGAAGUUCGGUCAUCGCGGUCCGCCACCAAAGAUGCGCGAAUCCUCGGUGGCCGUGCGCGCCGACUGGGCUUCCAUUGAGGAGAUGGACUUCCCUCGUCUCAUCAAGCUGUCGCUGCCGAACAUCAAGGAUGGUGUCGAUAUCGCCACCUGCGGCACCCUGGAGUACUACGACAAGACCUAUGACCGCAUCAACGUGAAGAACGAGAAGCCGCUGCAGAAGAUCGAUCGCAUUGUGCACACGGUGACCACCACCGACGAUCCGGUUAUUCGUCGUCUGUCCAAGACCGUGGGCAAUGUCUUUGCCACAGACGCUAUUCUGGCCACCAUUAUGUGCUCGACGCGCUCCAACUACUCCUGGGACAUUGUAAUCGAGAAGGUUGGCGACAAGAUCUUCAUGGACAAGCGUGACCACACGGAAUUCGAUUUGCUGACUGUGAACGAGAGCAGCGUAGAGCCCCCAACUGACGACGACAGCUCUUGCAACUCUCCCCGCAAUCUGGCCAUCGAGGCCACCUUCAUCAACCACAACUUCAGCCAGCAGGUGCUCAAGACUGGCGACCAGGAGGCCAAGUUCAAGUUUGAGGAGGGCAAUCCCUUCAUUAGCGAAGACGAGGACAUCCAGGUGGCCAGCGUGGGCUAUCGCUACAAGAAGUGGGAGCUCGGCAGCGAUAUUGUUCUGGUGGCGCGUUGCGAACACGACGGCGUGCUGCAGACGCCCAGCGGCGAGCCACAGUUCAUGUCGAUCAAGGCCCUCAACGAGUGGGACUCCAAGCUGGCCAAUGGCGUUGAGUGGCGCCAGAAGUUGGACACACAGCGCGGCGCUGUGCUGGCCAAUGAGUUGCGCAACAACGCCUGCAAGCUGGCCAAGUGGACCGUCCAGGCCGUGCUCGCGGGCUCCGAUCAGCUGAAGCUGGGCUAUGUGUCGCGUAUCAACCCGAGGGAUCAUUCGAGGCAUGUUAUCCUGGGAACGCAGCAGUUCAAGCCGCACGAGUUCGCCACCCAGAUCAAUUUGAGCAUGGACAAUGCCUGGGGCGUGCUCCGUUGCAUCAUUGAUUUGGUGAUGAAGCAGAAGGACGGCAAAUAUCUGAUCAUGAAGGAUCCCAACAAGCCGAUCAUUCGUCUCUACGAUAUCCCCGACAACACAUUCGAUUCCGAUGACUCGGACGACGGCGAGGGCGAUGAUGGUGAGGGUUUCCAGCAGGUCUACAACUAUGCGAACAACAGCAACAAGAUUUAGACGACACACGCAUUCAGCAGCCACUUGCAGCCACAUCGGGGCUGUAUCUGCGUCAUAGCCCUUUUAUUAACCAUAAUAUUAUCGAUCGACAACAGAUGUCCUUUCGCAGAAGUAGACGCGUUCUAGGCGCUAGUUGUAAGAAUUUAUAUCUGAGUUGUAUCUGCAGCAUAUUCCUAGUAAAACACAGAAGGCGAAACGAA
Drosophila obscura is the source of this 2026-nucleotide messenger RNA. It is a transcript of the gene eIF3d1, whose product is annotated as eukaryotic translation initiation factor 3 subunit D-1. Gene Ontology annotation, cellular component: cytoplasm; eukaryotic translation initiation factor 3 complex. The transcript is spliced from 3 exons. The record is from RefSeq and is a predicted model, not a curated record. Gene Ontology annotation, biological process: translational initiation. Gene Ontology annotation, molecular function: translation initiation factor activity. The coding region runs from base 135 to 1826 and encodes 563 amino acids. Lineage: Eukaryota; Metazoa; Arthropoda; Insecta; Diptera; Drosophilidae.